AUGGCCACCGAAGAACCCAUUGUCGCCGUGGAAACUGUUCCCGAACCAAUUGUCACCGAGCCAACAGUCACCGAACCUCAGGUUCCGGAGAAGGAUGAACCAAAGGCUGAAGCUGAGAAGACGAAGAAAACCAAGGAAUCGAAGCCUAAGAAAGCUUCCAAACCACGAAACCCUGCUUCCCAUCCUACUUACGAAGAGAUGAUCAAGGAUGCAAUUGUAUCACUGAAGGAGAAGAAUGGUUCGAGCCAAUACGCAAUUGCGAAAUUCAUAGAAGAGAAACAGAAACAGCUUCCUGCUAACUUCAAGAAGCUAUUGCUCCAAAAUUUGAAGAAGAAAGUUGCUUCUGGAAAGCUUAUUAAGGUUAAAGGCUCAUUCAAGCUUUCAGCAGCUGCGAAAAAGCCUGCAGUCGCCAAGCCGAAGACGAAGACAGCUGCCAAGGCGAAGUCUGUUAAGGCUAAGCCAGCUGCUAAGCCUAAAGCAAAAUCUGUUAAACCAAAGGUUGCUUCAAAGGCUAAAGCUGUAGCUGCGAAGCCCAAAAAAGCCGCUGCCAAGCCCAAAACUGCUGUUGCCAAGACUAAACCUACUGCUGCCAAGCCCAAGGCAGCUGUGAAAUCGAAGUCCAAGCUGAAACCAGCGAAGGUUGCAAAGACAUCGGCCAAGACAACACCUGGUAAGAAAGUUGCCGCUGUUAAGAAAGUUGUUGCCGCAAAGAAAGUUCCGGUUAAAAGUGCAAAGGCUAAAAGCGUGAAGUCACCCGUGAAGAAGGUUUCAGUUAAGAGAGGUGGAAGGAAAUGA
This is a messenger RNA of Lathyrus sativus (Indian pea), 795 nucleotides long. Lineage: Eukaryota; Viridiplantae; Streptophyta; Magnoliopsida; Fabales; Fabaceae. The record is from the annotation of a GenBank genome assembly.